ACUGUCAUCAACCCUAUGUAUAUAAGCAGCGGCCAGACUCGUCGUCAGUAUCAAGCACCCCUCGCUACCAUAAAGAUGGCAUUCACUCUUGGCUCAUUGGUCCUCCUUUGCGGGAUCAGCGGACUGCUGACUGGAGUCCGGUCCGCCACAAUUGGUCCUGUGAAAGCCUUUUACUGUCCAAAUGACUGGACACUGUUGAAGAGUUCCUGUUACAUCUACCAAGAAGCGAUGAGAACGUUUUCGGAUGCUGAGAGCAUCUGCAACAUUCUUGGUGGGAAUCUGGUCUCCAUUCACAAUGGUCUGGAAAAUGCGGUGGUUCUUGAACUGAUUCGGGCGGCCGGUGAGGCCGACGAAGCUUGGAUAGGUUACACCGAUGCAAUUGUGGAAGCCGAUUUCAUAUGGACCGAUGGCUCGGCUAAUUCCUUCGAAAACUUUGGUGCAGACGAGCCCGAUGACGACGGUGACUGUGUAGUAAUGGAAAGAAAUGAUGGAGAGUGGGACGAUGUGGAUUGCGCAGAUACCUUCCCGUACGUUUGCAUCAUGGAUGCGUCUCGUCGCUAAAUGUCUUCGCCUAAAAUGUGGCCUUGAUAUUUUUAGGUUCACUUUCAACUUUUCUUCUCCUCUUCUUUCAUGCGUAUUUGCUAUUGUGGGAACAAACAAUCAAUGCAUAAAGAACUAUCAGCAUCCAAA
Messenger RNA from Syngnathus typhle (broad-nosed pipefish), 690 nucleotides. Its product is annotated as alpha-N-acetylgalactosamine-specific lectin-like. The record is from RefSeq and is a predicted model, not a curated record. The transcript is spliced from 7 exons. Gene Ontology annotation, molecular function: signaling receptor activity. The coding region runs from base 16 to 561 and encodes 181 amino acids. NCBI's taxonomy places the organism in Eukaryota, Metazoa, Chordata, Actinopteri, Syngnathiformes, Syngnathidae.